Rubroshorea leprosula is the source of this 1099-nucleotide messenger RNA. The record is from the annotation of a GenBank genome assembly. Lineage: Eukaryota; Viridiplantae; Streptophyta; Magnoliopsida; Malvales; Dipterocarpaceae.
AUUACUUCAACUAUUUAAAAGCUUUGGUUGGGACCAAAACCUUGCUGAACCUCACCUGAAAGCAGAAGUUUUCAUGGGGGAAUUUGUAAAACACUUAGUUCCAGGCCUGGCACUUACACUCCUUGGCCUAUGGCACACCAUCAAAACUGUCAGGGCCUACUGCCUUAAAGGCCCUUCAAAAUUUACAGCAAGGUUUUGGUAUCCAUUCGAUUGCACUGUUUCUGUACUUAAACAUCUGGAGCUCGUUUUCAUCCUGUUCUUUUCACUGAUUGCAAUCUUCAUGCAAGUUCUAGACUUGCCUUUCCUUCGCUUAGCUUUCAGGCUGGAUGAUUUUGAACAUGCGUCCAUGUUUCUUCAUCUUGCAACAUUUGCAGGCUUUACUCUUGCUGCUGAACUAACCAAUUCUUCCGGGCUUUUAUAUGGUGUAUCAGGUGUCCUUGCCGCUUCUGUUUUCAGUCAGGAGCUUUUCUGGCUUCACUUCCACUCAACUGAUCAUGUUGGAUUGGAAGGUCAUUACCAUUGGCUGCUGCAGCUCAUAGUGCUUGUUUCUCUUAUGGCUGCUGUAGCAGCCACUUCUUUCCCAACCAGUUUUCCUGCUGCUCUUGUUCUUCCAAUUUCAGUUGCGUUCCAAGGCUGCUGGUUUAUGAACAUGGGGUUCAUGCUAUGGGUUCCUGAGCUUGUUCCAAAGGGAUGCUUUACACAGUUAGCCGAAGGCAGCAGUAGCAGAAUCCAUGGAGCAGUCACCUGUGAGUCAGCUGAGGCAGAUUUGAGGGCUAGAGCACUGGCCAACUUGCAAUUCAGUUGGACACUUGCUGGAAUCUUGACGUUCACCGGAUUUACUUGCCUGAAAUUUUCCAGAAAGUGCACUUCCGGGGGACAGUGUACUGAAUAUGAGCAACUUCAUAUCAGAAACGCAGAUGUUCCUAUAAAUGCUGAUAGCUUCAAGAGAGCUGAUCCUCGAAUUACUUUGCAUUAUAUGGCUCUUGAUCUUCUUUAGAUUUCUUACCUUUAUGUUUGGUAGAUGCUUUGUUUUAUCCUUACUUUUUUUUCCGGGUUCUUGAAAUCUAUCUUGUUUAUCCAAAAAAACGAAUAUUAUUAU